AUGCCGUGCUAUAAUUUCAAGAGCAUUGGAGUCGUCCCCGGGUCGAAAGAUUUCAUAGAUAUCGUUCUGUCCAAAACACAGCGGAAAACCCCAACUGUCAUACACAAGCAAUAUGCCAUCGGCAGAAUUCGGCACUUCUAUAUGCGCAAGGUUAAGACCUGCCAACAGUUCUUCCACGAUAAACUCCAGGCUAUUGUCACGGAAUUUCCGAAUGUUGAGACAAUUCAUCCAUUCUACGCCGACCUUAUCAAUGUGCUCUACUCGAAGGAUCAUUAUAAACUCGCCUUGGGACAGUUAAACACAGCUAAGAAUAUCAUAGAUGGGAUUGCCCGUGAUCAAGUGAAGAUUUUGAAGUAUGGCGAAUCACUCUACCAGUGCAAAACUUUGAAACGUACUGCUCUAGGCAGAAUGUGCACUGUGAUCAAGCGCCAGGCAGACAACCUUAAAUUUCUGGAGGAUACCCGGCAACACAUGUCUCGGUUACCCACUAUUGAUCCGGAUACGCGGACCCUUAUACUGUGUGGUUUCCCCAACGUUGGGAAAUCCAGUUUCAUUAACAAGAUUACACGUGCAGAUGUGGACGUCCAACCAUUUCCGUUCACCACGAAAUCUCUGUUCGUCGGACACACUGACUACAAAAAUCUUCGGUGGCAGGUGGUUGACACUCCCGGCGUGCUUGACCGCCCCUUGGAAGAACACAACACCAUCGAAAUGUUGGCCAUAACCGCUUUAGCUCACUUGCAAGCUGCUGUAGUCUACAUUAUGGACCUGUCGGAACAAUGUGGCUACACGAUUAAACAGCAACUGACUUUGUUUGAAAGCUUACGCCCAUUAUUUCGCAACAAACCUCUGGUGAUUGCUGCAAAUAAGAAAGAUAUCCGCUCAUUCGAUGAAUUGGCGGACAGUGACAAAGACCUUAUUCGUGAGGUGGUUCGUUUCCCGACGGAUUCUGAUGACGUAGCCACGAUGGAGGGGGUGAUGGAUGCGCAGCGUCCAUUGUUUCUUCAGAUGUCCACCGUCACUGAAGAGGGUGUCAUUCGAGUUCGUGCGGCUGCCUGUGAUGACCUGUUGGCACUUCGCGUUCAGGCGAAGCUUCGGGCUGCGACGGUUUCGAGUCAUCAGGAUGGGGAAGAAGGCAGUAGUAUCACUAGUCGAUUAUACGUUGCAAAACCAAAACCGAAGGAUGACAGUGAGCUAAAUCCGGAUGGAACGGUGAAUCGACCGCCCAUUAUCCCUCCUGGUAUCUUGGCAAAACGGCGUCAGCGCGCUCAAAAACGCUCUCGGACAGCUGCAUUUGGUCCCGAAGAUGGCAUGGAGGUGGAAGACGACAGUGUGUCUAGUCAACCGUUAAUGCGUGAACGAGAACUAGCUGCGGGCGACGAUCCGUUCAUCAUUAACUUGCGUGAGCACUGGCGAAUCGCACGUCCUGAACAGGCCAACGACAUCAUUCCCGAAAUUAUGGACGGGUAUAAUCUGAUAGAUUUCUUCGACGCCGACAUCGAAGAACGUCUGAACUUGUUGGAGAAGCAGGAGGCCACUAUGGAGGCUGCCGGUGUAUACGAAGAGUCUGAUUGGACCAAAGAUCCUGAUGCGGAUAACCCAGAAAUGAAGAAGAUCCGGGAAACUGCAGCAAAAAUACGCGAGGCCCGUGCAAUUCGUAUAUUGGAGUCACGUGCUCGCAAACAUGUUCGUGCACCUCAAGUUCCUCGAUCUGCUCGUUCGGUUAGUGUUCACAAGAUACGCACUGACUUGGGCGAACUUGGCCUUGAUGUGGAUAUGGAAGAGGAGGGUGAACGAGGCCGAGCUUUGAAGAAAAUGAAACGCCAGAGAAAUUCCACUCCGAACCCUCAUCGCGAAGCUUCUAUCGCCCGGGCUUCGAGGCCUCGAUCGCUAUCUGCUGUGCGUGACCCGAAGAUGCAGGAAAAGGUCCAAAGAAUGAACAAACUUGCUCAACGCAAGACUGUCACUCUGGCACGCAAAGGAGAGGGUGAUCGUACUAUUCCGGACUGGAAACCGAAGCACCUGUUCUCUGGGAAACGGUCUACCGGGAAAACGGAUCGACGAUGAUUUGUUUGUUAUUGGAUCAAAGCUGAACCGUAUCCUUCGCCUUUCCUCUAAUUUUUUCUAUACUGUAAAUAUAACGUGGUUUCAC
Messenger RNA from Opisthorchis viverrini, 2152 nucleotides. RefSeq lists its product as hypothetical. Gene Ontology annotation, molecular function: RNA binding; GTPase activity; GTP binding. Gene Ontology annotation, biological process: ribosomal large subunit biogenesis. The transcript has 10 exons. The record is from RefSeq and is a predicted model, not a curated record. NCBI's taxonomy places the organism in Eukaryota, Metazoa, Platyhelminthes, Trematoda, Opisthorchiida, Opisthorchiidae. Bases 1 to 2067 code for a protein of 688 amino acids. Gene Ontology annotation, cellular component: nucleolus.